Messenger RNA from Microtus oregoni (creeping vole), 633 nucleotides. It is a transcript of the gene Mgst2, whose product is annotated as microsomal glutathione S-transferase 2. Bases 111 to 554 code for a protein of 147 amino acids. Gene Ontology annotation, cellular component: nuclear envelope; endoplasmic reticulum; membrane. Gene Ontology annotation, biological process: leukotriene biosynthetic process. Gene Ontology annotation, molecular function: glutathione transferase activity; leukotriene-C4 synthase activity; glutathione peroxidase activity. The record is from RefSeq and is a predicted model, not a curated record. NCBI's taxonomy places the organism in Eukaryota, Metazoa, Chordata, Mammalia, Rodentia, Cricetidae. The transcript has 5 exons.
CUGGUGAUUCAAUUCUGUUGACUCUGUAAGGGAACGAGAUCAGCCCUCCAGGGUCCUAAAGCGCCUGUGCACUUCAGCUGGGUUCGGACAAAAACUGAAACAGACCAGAGAUGGCGGGUGAUUCAGUCCUGCUGGCUGCCGUCUCCCUUCUCUCUGCCUGUCAGCAAACUUAUUUUGCUAUAAAUGUUGGACAAGCAAGAUUUAAAUACAAGAUUUCACCCCCGGCAGUCUCGGGGUCCCCGGAUUUUGAGAGAAUAUUUCGUGCGCAACAAAACUCUUUGGAGUCUUAUCCCGUGUUCAUCCUAAUACUGUGGCUGGCCGGAUGGUACUUCAAUCAAGUUCUGGCGUCUUGUCUGGGUCUCGUGUACCUGUACGCCCGUCACAAGUACUUCUGGGGCUACGCAGAAGCUGCUGACAAAAGAAUCACCGGUUUCAAGUUGAGCCUGGGUAGUUCGGCCUUGUUGGCUGUCCUAGCUGUCCUGGGGAUAGCAAACAGAUUCCUGGACGAAUACCUGGACUUCCAUGUUACCAAGAAACUGAGACACACAUCCUAAGUUUUUCUCUUCCCUCCCACGCUUGUUGAGGCUGUCACCAGUCUGAAGACAAUGUGCUAAAUAAAACUUUCAAACUCCU